This is a messenger RNA of Adineta steineri, 1710 nucleotides long. Lineage: Eukaryota; Metazoa; Rotifera; Eurotatoria; Adinetida; Adinetidae. The record is from the annotation of a GenBank genome assembly.
AUGGUUAUUAAAACCGAUUCCAAUCCGUAUUGUCUUGUUGUCGAUGGUACAAUUAUAAAUUGUGAAGAUAAUUCAAUCAAGCGUGAAGCGAUAGACGCAUUAUUAAAUGCAGUUGAUUAUGACGAUAUAGGUAGUAUAAAAAAACAAUUAUCACAAGUUAAAGCAAUGGUUGAAUUACAAUUAAAUCAUCCAAGAUUAUUUAAAAAAUUUGGUGUGAAACCACAACGUGAUAUUAUUCUCUGUGGACCACCAAGCACGGGCAAAACAUUAAUUGCUCGUGCAGUAGCUAAUGAAACUGGUUCCAAAUUCAUUUUAAUUAAUAUACCAGACAUUAACUCUCAAUUAGCUGAUGAUUCAGAAUUAAAUCCAAGUAAUUUACUCGAGGAAGCCAAAAAAAAUUCUCGAACUAUUAUCUUCAUUGAUGAAAUUGAUGCUAUUGCACCAAAACGUGAAAAAACACAUGGUGAAGCCGAACCUCCUAUUGUUUCACAACUAUUAAAAUUGAUGGAUCGUCUUAAACAAUGUUCAAAUGUUAUUGUUAUGGCGGCAACAAAUCGACCAAAUUCAAUUGAUCCAGCACUUCGUUGUUUUGAUCGUAAAGUUUAUAUUGGCAUACCUGAUGCUAUUAGUCGAUUCGAAAUUCUUAGUGUCCUUACAAAAAACAUGAAAUUAGGUAGUGACGUUGAUUUUAGAGAAAUCGCUAAUGAAACAAACGGUUACGUCGGUGCCGACUUAGCAAAAUUAUGUUCAAAAUCGGUUUUUGAACAAUAUCGAGAAAAAAUGGAUGUUAUCGAUUUAAAAGAAGAUACAGUUGAUGCUGAAAUACCUGAUUCAUUAGCUGUGAGCCAAAAUAGCUUUCAAUAUGCACUUAAUGAAACAUAUCCAUCAGUAUUAUAUGAAACAGUUCUUGAAUUUACAACAACAAGAUGGAAAGAUAUUGGUGGUUUAGAAAGUGUUAAAGGUGAAGUAAAAGGACUUGCUCAAUAUCAACUCAAUGAAUACGAAGAAUUUCGUAAAUUUGGUAUGACACCCUCACGUUGCGUCCUUUUAUAUGGACUACCUGGUUGUGGUAAAACAUUAUUAGCAAAAGCGACUGCUUAUGAAUGCCAGGUAAAUUUUAUGUCAAUCAAAUGUUCAAAAUUAUUAGCUAUGUCGCUUGUUGAAUCUGAAGCCAAUUUACGCGAUAUAUUUGACAAAGUUCAUCAAGCAGCACCGUGUGUGCUCUUCUUUGAUGAAUUAGAUUCAAUUGCUUGUUCUUGUGAUGCUGGCGAUGGUAGUGGUCGUUUCGAUAAAUUAAGUCAUGUUCCAUUGCCUAACCACGUAUCACGUGUAGCGAUUUUAAAAGCUGUUUUAAGAAAAUCACCUGAAGCAACAAAUGGUGAUUUGAAUUACGUGGCUGGUGCAACCGACAAAUUCACCGGUGCUGAUUUAGCCAAAAUUUGUCAACGUGCUUGUACUUUAGCAAUCGAAGAAUUUGUUCGAAAAAAAAUUCAAUUUGAAAUAAAAGAAGAAAAUGGUGAACUCGGUCUAGUAGCGUCAAUUUUUCAUCAGAACUUUGUAGAUACUAUGUGCGGUGCUCGAACAUCAAUUAAUGAGUCUGAAAUUCAUAAAUAUCAAUUGUUUUUCGGUACACAAGACAUACGUACUUUAGAACGAUCACUUCAAAUAUUACGCAAUGCUGGUGGUGGUCAAGGUGGAUAUUAUCGUUGA